GUGACCCAUAGGAUACGAAGAAAGGAAGGCAAGGAUAUCGUACUCGAUUUUCCAUAUCCUAACCAGUAUUGAGUGACCCAAAGGAUACAAAGAAAGGAAGGCAAGGAUAUCCAGCACUCAGUUUUCCAUAUCCUAACCAGUAUUGAGUGAAUGAAAGAAUACAAAGGAAUAAGUCACGGAAAUCCUGCACGCUACAUUUCUUAUCCUGUCCAGUAUUGAGUGAAAUUAAGGAAAACCAAAGCAAAUUCUGCACUCUGGCUAACAUAUCCUAACCAGUAUUGAAUGAAAGCAAAAAUACAAAGUGAAAGAGGAAAGAAUAAGGAAACCGUGUAAGAAAGAAGAGAAAGAAAACAACAAAAAGAUCACCCACAGAGGCAUAGACGACAAAGAAAGAGAUAUAAAGAAGUCUAAAGAAGAAGAAGAGGAGGAGGCAUUUACAGAGGAAGGAAGAACAAGGAGAGAGAUUCAAUAACCAAUACAAAUAAGUCCAAAGAAGACACAUCACCUAUAAAACAAGCACAAGGCGACUCAAGUAAUAGAGGUUGAAAGAAUAAUAGGAAUCAUCGCCCACCUAUAAGCCUAUCACCAUGUUUCUUGUGGGCCUGACCGGGGGCAUCGCUACGGGAAAGAGCACCGUCAGCACAAUGAUGAAGGAUAUGGGCGUGCCGGUGGUGGACGCGGACCUCAUCGCCAGGCAGAUCGUGGAGCCUGGGCGGCGGGCGUGGACCAAGAUCAGGGCUGCCUUUGGGGAUGAGGUGUUUGAGGAGUCUGGUGAGAUCAACAGGGAGCGUCUGGGCCAGAUUGUGUUUUCUGACGUGGAGAAGCGGAGGAUCAUCAACAAGAUCACCCACCCGGAGAUAUACCGCGAGAUACAGUGGCAGGUCCUGAGCCACUUCCUGCGGGGGGAGCAGUUCCUGUUGCUGGACCUUCCGCUGCUGUACGAGAGCAACCGGUUUGCCUCCUAUCUCCACAAGAGCAUCGUGGUGGCCUGCGAGGACGAAAUCCAACUGAACCGCCUGAUGGCCCGCAACACCUACACUGAGAAGGAGGCCAUCGCGCGCAUCGAGGCCCAAAUGCCGCUGGAUAAGAAGUGCAAGAUGGCAGACUUCGUGAUUGAGAAUUCCGGCAGCCUGGAGAACACGAGGCAGCAGGUGGAGGGCAUCGUUAAGCUCCUGAGGUCGUCGCGCCGUCACCUGUACCUGCGUGGGUUGUGGGGGUCAGGCCUGGCGGUGCUGGUGGGGGUGGUUGUGUGGUUGUGUGUGUGGUUGCUGUCGUGAUUUUUUUCCUCGUUUUCUUCGUUUUUUUGGUGUAUAAUUUUUCUCUUUCGGUUAUGAUUUCCUUUUUUUCUUUUUCUCCUUUUCCUCUUUCUUCCUCUUCCCUACUUCUGAUAUAUUUCUCCUCCUCCUUGUCAUCUUCCUUUUCCAUAUUCUUUUCUAGCUUGCUUCUUUUCAUUCUCUUUUUUCUAUCUCCUUCUCCUCCUCCUCCUUGUCAUCUUCUUUUCCAUAUUCUUUUCUACAGUUUCUCUCUUUUCAUUAUUUUUUUCUAUCUCCUUCUCCUCUUUAUCCUUCUAUGCAAUUCGUCUCUUUUCCUUAUCUUUUCUUCCUCCUCCUCCUCCUGUCUUUUCUCUGUCAGUCUUCAAUUUCUUUCCAUCAUCUUUUUUAUCAUCUUUGAGUCCCUAAUCUCCUCCUCCUCCUCCUCCUCCUCUUCUUCAUCUGUCUCCCUGCUUCCCAUUUUUAUUCUUUUUAUUUUGUGGUUCUAUGAUUUCUUUUAUAUCCUGACUUCAUUAUCAUUAACAGCAUCAUAAUGUAAUGUAAUGUCAUGGUUUAGUGUCUGUUAAUACUAUGCUGUUUUGUAAUCUUUUUAAAAAAACGCUUUUAUAUAUAUUUUUUUUGACGCGGUUUUUCCGAAGGUGUUUCUGUGUGGUGAGUAAAGAACAAGGUGUCCUAUCAUGUGUUAGUGUCUGUUAAUAUGCUGUUUUGUAAUGUUUUUAACCCACUUUUAUAUUUUAAUUUUUGACACGAUGCAUUUCUGAAGGUGUUUCUGUGUGGUGAUUAAAGAACAAGCUGUCAUGUCAAGUUUUAGUGUCUGUUAAUGUUGUUUUGUAAUCUUUUUAAACUAUUAUAUAUUUUCAUUCUCAACACAAUGAUUUCUCUAUGAUCGCUUAACCUGGUAGCAGCAAGGGGCCAAAUUUGUGGCUUUACCGUGUAGCAGCAAGGGGCCAAAUUUGUGGCUUUACCGUGUAGCAGCAAGGGGCCAAAUUUGUGGCUUUACCGUGUAGCAGCAAGGGGCCAAAAUUUGUGGCUUUACCGUGUAGCAGCAAGGGGCCAAAUUUGUGGCUUUACCGUGUAGCAGUGAGGGGCCAAAUUAGUGGCUUUACCGUCUAGCAGCGACGGGCCAAAUUUGUGGCUUUACCGUGUAGCAGCGAUGGGCCAAAUUUGUGGCUUUACCAUAGAGCAGGGUCGGGCCAAAUUUGUGCCAUGAUUUAACCCCCACUCCCAAAUAGAUGAUACAUAAACUGAUCACAAAUGCGUUGAUAUAUAUUAUGAAAUGGUUUGUGUGAGUGAUGAUUUUUUCUCAUUUUUCUCACUUAGAGGGACCAUUAAGAAACAUGAUCCCCGCUGCUACUGGGUUAAUGUUUUCUAUAUUUUCAUUCUCAACAUGAUGUAUUUUCAAAUUUUUUUUUCUGUAUGACUGCUAACAAAAUCCGGCUGUCAUAUUUUAUUUUAGUGUUUUGUAAGUUGUUUCGUAAUUCUUUUUAACUUUCAUAUAUUUUCAUUCUCAACACGAUGAUUUUUUUAACGUUUUCUCAAUAUGAUCACUUAAAAACAGGCAUUGGGUCAUUUUAUUUUAGUUAUCUGUUUUAUAAGUCGUUCCGUAAUCUAAUUUAACACAUUUUAUAUUUCCUCUUUUUCUCCUAUUUAAUCUUCCUUUCCUGUAUUAUUUCUCUCUUCAUUAUCUUAUCCUUCUUUUUCUCCUCUUUCUCCUUCUCCUGUAUAGCUUGUCUCUCUGCAUUUCAUAAGUUUUUUUCAGUAUGGUCGCUUAAAAACAGCCAUUGGGUCAUUUUAUAUUAGUAGUAUCUGUUUUAUAAGUUGUUCUGUAAUCUUUUUCAAACCCAUUUUAUAUAUUAAUUCUCAGCACGAUGCAUUUCUUGACGUUUUCUCUGUACGACUGCUAACGAAAACUAGCUGUCAUAUCCUGUUUUGGUAUGUGUUGAUCUGUAGUUUUGUAAUCUUUUAUAAUCCACUUUA
This is a messenger RNA of Eriocheir sinensis (Chinese mitten crab), 3248 nucleotides long. It is a transcript of the gene Dpck, whose product is annotated as dephospho-CoA kinase-like. The record is from RefSeq and is a predicted model, not a curated record. Gene Ontology annotation, molecular function: dephospho-CoA kinase activity; ATP binding. Gene Ontology annotation, biological process: coenzyme A biosynthetic process. The transcript is spliced from 5 exons. Bases 588 to 1277 code for a protein of 229 amino acids. NCBI's taxonomy places the organism in Eukaryota, Metazoa, Arthropoda, Malacostraca, Decapoda, Varunidae.